AUGUUGCGUUCAACGCUUGGGGCGAGCCGAGGCCGUGUGCUUGUUCUACACAAAUCCGCCAACAGACAUCUACUGAGCUCGGGCAGCAUCCUGCCUCGCUGGAGUCAGGUUAGAAGAUCUGCGUCCACUGUGACGAGCUUAGACAAUUUUCCUGGAAUCGGAGACAAAAUCCAUGGCUUCACCGUUCAAGAAAAGAAGCAUGUGCCGGAAUUACACCUCACGGCUGUCCGGUUAACGCAUGAUAAGACCGAUGCGGAUUACCUCCACGUGGCCAGGGAAGACAAGAAUAAUGUGUUUGGAAUCGGCUUCAAGACCAAUCCACCAGAUGCCACUGGUGUUCCCCAUAUCCUGGAGCAUACCACACUCUGUGGUAGCGAGAAGUAUCCUAUCCGCGACCCUUUCUUCAAGAUGCUUCCCCGGUCGCUGUCAAACUUCAUGAAUGCCUUCACCUCUGCCGACCACACCACAUAUCCUUUCGCUACCACGAAUCAGCAAGACUUCCGGAACCUUCUUUCAGUGUAUCUGGAUGCCACCUUCCACCCUUUGCUCAAGGAAGAGGAUUUCAGGCAAGAAGGCUGGCGUUUGGGUCCAGAGGAUCCCCGUGCUAUUGAGGGUCAGACGGCUCAGACACCCGAGGACAUCCUCUUUAAGGGCGUUGUGUACAACGAAAUGAAGGGACAAAUCUCGGACGCCAAUUACCUCUAUUACAUCAAGUACAAAGAGAGCAUCAUCCCAGCACUUAACAACUCCGGGGGUGAUCCGCAGUACAUCACCGACUUGACCCACAAGCAACUGGUCGACUUUUCCAAGCGCAACUACCAUCCCAGCAAUGCCAAAAUCUUCACAUAUGGUGACAUGCCUUUGACUAACCAUCUCGAGCAAAUCGGCAAGGUUCUGGACGGAUUUCAGAAGGGUGAAGCUGAUACGUCUGUCAAACAGCCCAUCGACCUUAGCCAAGGGCCUAAGAAUGUGACUGUCCAGGGCCCCAUUGACACGUUCGCUGGCGAGGACAAGCAACACAAAACCUCAACUUCCUGGUACAUGGGAGAUUCGACUGAUGUAGUGGAGACAUUCUCGGCCGGAAUUGUCUCUUCGCUGCUCUUGGAUGGUUACGGCUCCCCGAUGUAUCGGGCUCUGAUCGAAAGUGGCCUCGGCUCUUCCUUCAGCCCUAAUACAGGGCUUGAUACGUCCGGCCGUGUGCCUGUCUUCUCCGUCGGCGUGACUGGUGUCAGUGAGGAAUCAACUUCUCAUGUCAAGACUGCUAUCCAGACUGUAUUUGAAGAAUCAUUCGCUACCGGCUUUAGCGAUGAGAAGGUUCAAGGUAUCCUUCAUCAGCUAGAACUCGCCCUUAGGCAUAAGACAGCAAAUUUUGGCAUUGGUGUCAUGGAAAAGACCAUUGGCUCUUGGUUCAAUGGGUCCAACCCUAUGAAAGAGCUGGCUUGGAACGAAGUGGUUGAUGAGUUCAAGAGGAGGUAUGCGCAAGGCGGUUACCUGGAGUCGCUGAUGCAGAAGUACCUUAUGAAUGACAAUUGCCUGACAUUCACGAUGGUUGGCACGCCUACUUUCAACAAAGAGCUCGAUGAGCAGGAGUUGGUGCGAAAGGAGAAGAAGCUUAGUAAGCUCGUUGAACAGCAUGGGUCGAUGGAGAAGGCCAUCGCCGCAUUGACGGCGGAAGAGCUUCAACUUCUCAAGGUUCAGGAAGAGGCACAGAAAGCUGACCUGAGCUGCUUGCCGUCCCUUCGUGUGUCUGAUAUUUCGCGCGAGAAGGAGCGCAAGCCCGUUCGGGAAUCCAAGGUCGACGACGUAGACGUUGUCUGGCGGGAAGCUCCUACUAAUGGCCUGACCUACUUCCAGGCCUUGAACACCUUCGAUGGUCUCCCCGAUGACCUUCGGUUGUUGAUGCCCCUCUUCAAUGAUUGUAUCAUGCGCCUGGGGACGGCGAACCGAUCCAUGGAGCAAUGGGAAGACUUGAUCAAACUGAAGACUGGCGGUAUCUCCACCUCCACGUUCCACACGGCUUCCCCGACGGAGCUUGGAAAAUUCAAUGAAGGCCUUCAAUUCUCUGGCUCUGCUUUGGACAAGAAUAUUCCCGACAUGCUGCAGAUCCUCACUACCCUUGUCACCGAAACCGACUUCACUAGUCCCAGCGCGCCUGCCAUGAUUCAGGAGUUGCUCCGUAUGACGACCAACGGUGCUCUGGAUGCUGUUGCAGGAACCGGUCAUCGCUUCGCACUCAAUGCGGCUGCGGCCAAUCUCUCGCGCAGCUUCUGGGUACAAGAGCAGCAGUCCGGUCUCGCACAAUUGCAGGCCACAGCCAAUCUUUUGCGGGACGCGGAAACGUCGCCCGAGCGUUUGGCAGAAUUGAUUGAGAAACUUCGCGCGAUCCAGGCUUUCGCCAUCUCCAGAUCGUCUGGUCUCCGCGUCCGCAUGGUGUGCGAACCCGACAGCGCGAGCCAAAAUGAAUCUGUGCUGCAGAAGUGGCUCGCGGGUCUGCCUCAAGUUCGCUCCCCGACUGCCGCUUUCGAGAUCCCUGUGUCGAAGUCCAAGCUGAUCAAGACGUUCUUUGACAUGCCAUACAAGGUUUAUUACUCUGGAUUGGCCAUGCACACGGUUCCAUUUGUUCACUCCUCUAGCGCCAAGCUUAGUGUUCUCUCUCAGCUCCUGACACAUAACUACCUCCAUCCGGAGAUCCGUGAGAAGGGAGGUGCUUACGGUGCGGGAGCCAGCAACGGCCCGGUUAAGGGAAUGUUUGCCUUUACCAGCUACCGGGAUCCCAAUCCCACCAACACCUUGAAGGUUUUCCAGAACAGUGGCAUUUUUGCUAGAGACCGGGCUUGGUCCGAGCGGGAACUCAACGAAGCCAAGCUGGGUAUCUUCCAAGGCCUCGACGCCCCAAUGAGCGUUGAUGAGGAAGGCGCCAGGUAUUUCAUGAGCGGUGUCACCCAUGAAAUGGAUCAGCGCUGGAGAGAGCAGGUCCUCGAUGUCACGGCGAAGGAUGUCAACGAAGCAGCACAGACCUUCUUGGUCAAUGGUUCUCAGCAAUCCGUUUGCCUUCUUGGUGAGAAGAAAGAUUGGAUAGAGUCAGAUGGCUGGGAUAUGCGCAAGCUUUCCAUGAGUGUGGCAGAGGAGGCGUCUGGACAUGUUGAAGACGUCGCUGCGUCUGCGUGA
Molecule: messenger RNA, 3168 nt
Organism: Aspergillus saccharolyticus JOP 1030-1
Lineage: Eukaryota; Fungi; Ascomycota; Eurotiomycetes; Eurotiales; Aspergillaceae
Gene: cym1
Product: pitrilysin family metalloprotease cym1
Exons: 2
Coding region: 1-3168 (1055 amino acids)
Biological process (GO): protein processing
Cellular component (GO): mitochondrial matrix
Molecular function (GO): metal ion binding
Source: RefSeq, a predicted model, not a curated record